UAUCAUAUGAUGUUCUACCUUGCUGUAGUACGUGUGGCUAUGUAGCGCCCUACCCUGUGCUCUGUGUGUGCCUGUCACAUAUGGGAUCACGUGUAGUGUUGUCUCACCUGCUCUUAAACUUGUGUUUGACCCCUUCUUUUCUUACCUCUUUACACGUGGCCCGGUCAACCCCUCUCCUGGGCUCCCCACUCCCUCCCUCCGCCAUCCUUCUCCUUGUCACGGACUUCCUUACAGCCUCCCUUAUUCUCUCCACAGCUGGCCCCCGAAAGGACACUCCCCAAGUCCCCAGCUGGGGGCCCCGCGUAGACCUGGAGUGGACACCCCCUCCUUCCCUUCAUGAUUCGUUUGUAGCGCAGUGGCGAUGGAUGAUGAGGAUGGGAGAUGCUUACUAGACGUGAUUUGUGACCCUCAGGCCCUCAAUGACUUCCUGCAUGGAUCCGAGAAGCUCGAUGGUGAUGACCUCCUGGAUAACCCCGGGGAGGCCCAAAGUGCCUUCUAUGAAGGUCCUGGGCUCCAUGUGCAAGAAGCUUCUGGCAACCACUUGAGCCCAGAGCCCACGCAGCCGGCCCCCAGCGUGGACCUCGACUUCCUGGAGGAUGCGAUCCUGGGUUCGCCUGCCGCGGGGGGCGGCGGCGGGGGCGGCGGGGGCGCCGACCAGCCCUGCGACAUCCUCCAGCAGAGCCUCCAAGAGGCCAACAUCACUGAACAGACACUUGAGGCCGAGGCCGAGCUGGACCUGGGCCCCUUCCAGCUGCCCACCCUACAGCCUGCAGAUGGCGGAGCAGGCCCGGCGGGUGCCGGAGGGGCUGCUGCUGUGGCCGCUGGGCCCCAGGCCCUGUUCCCAGGUGGCACCGACCUGCUGGGGCUGCAGGCCCCGCCCACCGUGCUGACCCACCAGGCCCUGGUGCCGCCCCAGGACGUGGUCAACAAAGCCCUGAGCGUCCAGCCCUUCCUGCAGCCUGUGGGCCUGGGCAAUGUGACCCUGCAGCCCAUCCCAGGCCUCCAGGGCCUGCCCAACGGCAGCCCUGGGGGCGCCACGGCGGCCACGCUAGGCCUGGCACCCAUCCAGGUGGUGGGCCAGCCCGUCAUGGCACUCAACCCGCCCACCUCCCAGCUCCUUGCCAAGCAGGUGCCCGUCAGCGGCUAUCUGGCCUCGGCAGCCGGCCCCUCGGAGCCGGUGACCUUGGCGUCCGCCGGCGUCUCGCCCCAGGGGGCUGGCCUGGUCAUUCAGAAGAACCUCCCCACCGCCGUGGCCACCACACUCAACGGGAACUCGGUGUUUGGAGGGGCAGGCGCAGCCACGGCAGCGGCCAGUGGGGCGCCCUCAGGGCCACCGCUGGCGGUGGCCCCCGGCCUCGGCACGUCACCGCUGGUCCCGGCGCCCAACGUGAUCCUGCAUCGCACGCCCACACCCAUCCAGCCCAAGCCUGCCGGCGUGCUGCCCCCCAAGCUCUACCAGCUGACACCCAAGCCGUUCGCCCCGGCAGGCACCACACUCACCAUCCAGGGCGAGGCGGGGGGCCUCCCGCAGCAGACCAAGGCCCCCCAGAACCUGACUUUCAUGGCAGCGGGCAAGGCCGGCCAGAACGUGGUGCUGUCAGGCUUCCCCGCACCUGCCCUGCAGGCGAAUGUCUUCAAGCAGCCUCCUGCCACCACAACCGGGGCCGCCCCACCCCAGCCCCCCGGGGCCCUGAGCAAGCCAAUGAGCGUCCACCUCUUGAAUCAAGGCAGCAGCAUUGUCAUCCCCGCCCAGCACAUGCUGCCGGGCCAGAACCAGUUCCUGCUGCCGGGCACACCCGCCGUCCAGCUCCCCCAGACGCUCUCGGCCCUGCCCACCAACGUCGGCGGGCAGAUCCUGGCGGCCGCGGCCCCCCACGCAGGCGGACAGCUCAUCGCAAACCCCAUCCUCACCAACCAGAACCUGGCGGGUCCACUGAGCCUGGGCCCCGUGCUGGCCCCCCACUCUGGGGCCCACAGCGCAGCCCACAUCCUCUCGGCCGCCCCCAUCCAAGUGGGCCAGCCGGCGCUCUUCCAGAUGCCCGUGUCACUGGCCGCGGGCAGCCUGCCCACGCAGAGCCAGCCGGCACCCACUGGCCCCUCUGCCACGACCGUCCUCCAGGGGGUCACUCUGCCCCCCAGCGCUGUGGCCAUGCUCAACACCCCCGAUGGGCUGGUGCAGCCAGCCACCCCUGCUGCCACGGGGGAGGCCACGCCUGUCCUCACGGUUCAGACAGCCCCCCAGGCACCACCGGCGGUCAGCACCCCGCUGCCUUUGGGCCUCCAGCAGCCACCGGCCCAGCAGCAGCCCCCACAGGCCCCUACUGCUCAGGCCGCCGCCCCGCCUCAGGCCACCACCCCCCAGCCCAGCCCAGGCCUGGCGUCCAGCCCCGAGAAGAUCGUCCUGGGACAGCCGCCCUCUGCCGCCACCACGGCCAUCCUCACUCAGGACUCCCUGCAGAUGUUCCUGCCCCAGGAGAGGAGCCAGCAGCCCCUCUCCGCAGACGGCCCCCACCUCUCCGUGCCCGCCUCGGUCAUAGUCAGCGCCCCGCCUCCCGCCCAAGACCCAGCCCCGAGCACCCCCAUCGCCAAAGGAGCUGGCCUCGGCCCUCAGGCCCCCGACAGCCAGGCUUCCCCAGCGCCGGCCCCCCAGAUCCCGGCAGCGGCUCCGCUGAAGGGCCCAGGCCCCUCCUCGUCCCCGUCACUACCUCACCAGGCCCCUCUGGGGGACAGCCCCCACCUGCCCUCGCCACAUCCCGCCAGGCCUCCCUCCCGCCCCCCCUCCCGCCCCCCCCCAGAGGGGCCGCUGCCCCCAGCCCCCCACCUCCCUCCCGCCUCCACAUCCUCUGUCGUGGCCUCCACGGAUACAGCCACCAGGCUGCCAGCCCCUACGCCCCCCGACUUCCAGCUCCAGUUCCCGCCCAGCCAGGGGCCCCACAAGUCCCCCACGCCCCCUCCAACCCUCCACCUGGUCCCUGAGCCCGCAGCACCCCCCCCACCGCCUCCUCGGACCUUCCAGAUGGUGACCACCCCUUUCCCGGCGCUGCCCCAGCCGAAGGCUCUUCUCGAGAGAUUUCACCAGGUGCCGUCCGGAAUCAUUCUCCAGAACAAGGCCGGGGGGGCCCCCGCCGCCCCGCAGACCUCCGCCAGCCUGGGGCCCCUCGCCAGCCCCACUGCCUCUGUGCUGGUCAGUGGGCAGGCCCCAUCCGGGACCCCCACCGCCCCCAGCCAUCCCCCUGCCCCGGCACCCAUGGCCACCGCAGGCCUCCCUCCUCUGCUUCCUGCCGAGAGCAAAGCUUUUGCCAGCACCCUCCCGACCCUGAGUGUGGCCAAGGCCACUGCGGCUGGGCCAGGGAAGUCCUCCGGGCUGCAGUAUGAAAGCAAGAUGAGCAGUCUGAAGAAACCCCCUGCGCUUCAGCCCAGCAAAGAAGCCUGUUUCCUGGAACAUUUGCACAAACAUCAGGGCUCCGUCCUGCACCCUGACUACAAGACAGCCUUCCCCUCCUUCGAGGAUGCCCUGCAUCGCCUCCUGCCCUACCAUGUCUACCAGGGUGCCCUCCCCUCCCCCAACGACUACCACAAAGUGGACGAGGAGUUUGAGACGGUUUCCACGCAGCUGCUGAAGCGCACCCAGGCCAUGCUCAAUAAAUACCGCCUCCUGCUUCUGGAGGAGUCCCGGUUUGCAGAUGAGUAUGUGUCUUCCUCGCGCUCUCUUGGCCUCCCCAUCGCUGCCUCUUCCGAGGGACACCGGCUCCCUAGCCAGGGCCCAGCAGCAUCCUCAGUGUCCGGGGCCCCCGCCCAGCCCCCUCUGCACCUGCCAACCAAGCUGGUGAUUCGGCACGGUGGGGCGGGGGGCUCCCCUUCGGUGACCUGGGCACGGGCGCCCUCCUCCUCCUCCUCCUCCUCCUCCUCCUCGGCCGCCUCUUCCCUGGACGCCGAUGAGGACGGCCCCAUGCCCUCCCGCAACCGCCCUCCCAUCAAGACCUACGAGGCCCGUAGCCGCAUCGGCCUCAAGCUCAAGAUCAAGCAGGAAGCUGGGCUCAGCAAGGUUGUCCACAACACCGCCCUGGACCCUGUGCACCAGCCCCCGCCCCCUGCGGCCCUCAAGGCAGCAGAGCCCCCGCCCCGGCCCCCGCCGCCACCGCCACCCCCGGCCACGGGCCAGAUGAACGGCACAGUGGACCACCCGCCGCCCGCCGCCCCUGACCGCAAGCCCACGGCCCUGGCCCCCCACUGCCCCCGGCUGCCCCUGCGGAAGACAUACCGCGAGAACGUGGAGGCCCUGGGCGGCGGGGCCGGGGAGGGGGCCGGGAGCGGCAGAGCCCGGGGCAGCAGUCCGGCGCCACUGCCCACCAAAGUGGACGAGGCCACGAGCGGGCUCAUCCGCGAGCUGGCCGCGGUGGAGGACGAGCUGUACCAGCGCGUGCUGAAGGGGGCCCCCCCGGAGCCCGCGGCCAGCGCCGGGCAGGGCAGCGGCAGCAGGGACCCCGGCUGGGAGGCGCCCCCCGCCAAGCGGCGCAAGUCCGAGUCGCCCGACGUGGACCAGGCCAGCUUCUCCAGCGACAGUCCGCAGGACGACACGCUCACGGAACACCUCCAGAGCGCCAUCGACAGCAUCCUGAACCUCCAGCAGGCCCCGGGGCGGACACCUGCACCCCCGUACCCCCACGCCGCCCCGACGGCCGUCCCGCCUGCCUCCCCGUCGCCCCUGCACAGGCCAGAGGCCUACCCGCCCUCCAGUCACAACGGUGGCCUCGGCGCCAGGACGUUGAACAGAUAA
Odobenus rosmarus divergens (Pacific walrus) is the source of this 4777-nucleotide messenger RNA. RefSeq lists its product as uncharacterized. Gene Ontology annotation, cellular component: SWI/SNF complex. The record is from RefSeq and is a predicted model, not a curated record. Lineage: Eukaryota; Metazoa; Chordata; Mammalia; Carnivora; Odobenidae. Gene Ontology annotation, biological process: positive regulation of DNA-templated transcription. Bases 362 to 4777 code for a protein of 1471 amino acids. The transcript has 14 exons.